AUGAAAUUAAUAAUUAAAUUAAUUUGUUUUAUUACAUUAUUAUUAUUAAAUAAAUCAAUUGUUGAAUCAAAGUAUUAUGGAGUUCAACAUUUAGAAUCAUAUUAUAAUAUUAUAGAAAUUGGCACAAAAAAUUCUAUAUUCAAAUUGGAUUAUUCACAUUAUGGUGAUAUAUUAGGUAAUAAUUUUAAAAGCUUUGAAAAGGUUGUUAGUGGUAAUUUUGUUGACGGUUAUUUUCAAAUUGAUAAGGUAUUCAGACAAUUGGUACAUCCAGGUAGACAGUUUGAUUAUUCAAUCGAUGAUAAAUUCUAUACAAUUAGAGAAAACACAUCAAUUAUUGAACAAUUAAACUUUGAAUUAAAUAACAAAGUUAUGACAAACGUUGAUCAAACCUAUUCUGACGAAGUACCAAAUUUUCAUUCAAGUUGGCUUUUGAAAAAAGUUUCAGAUGGUGAAGCUGUUUUCACAACAAUCAAUAAUUUAAUAACUGCAUCUCAAGGUAUUGUUGAAGCUGAUUACAUUUGGAUUAGUACUCCUGACCCAGUUGGUUGUCCUCCAAUUAAAGAUAAAUGUGCUUUCCCUUUCAUCCUUACUCCAACCUAUACUCGUGAUGAUAAUCGUUGUAUUAAAUUCACUGGUUGUGUUAGAAUUUUAAAAAAUCCUUUAUGUAUUUUUGAUUUAACAAGUUGUCCAGCUUUUUAUAAAAAAGUUUCUUUUGCUUCUUCUCCUGAUGCUUGCAUUAAAAUUUAUUGUGAUCCAAAUUUUUAA
Molecule: messenger RNA, 765 nt
Organism: Dictyostelium discoideum AX4
Lineage: Eukaryota; Evosea; Eumycetozoa; Dictyosteliales; Dictyosteliaceae
Exons: 1
Coding region: 1-765 (254 amino acids)
Source: RefSeq, a predicted model, not a curated record